Molecule: messenger RNA, 2988 nt
Organism: Spinacia oleracea (spinach)
Lineage: Eukaryota; Viridiplantae; Streptophyta; Magnoliopsida; Caryophyllales; Amaranthaceae
Product: U-box domain-containing protein 44
Exons: 3
Coding region: 212-2713 (833 amino acids)
Molecular function (GO): protein binding
Source: RefSeq, a predicted model, not a curated record
UCUUACCAUUCCACUUCAUUUCUUGGCCACAACAGUCAACAUAAUCUAAUUAAACCCAGAUGACCACUACUACUCUCAUUUUCCUUGCAAUUUCAAUUCAAGCUACCAAGUCUUGCUCAUCUUCAUUUCUUAAGAAGCUAGAAUUCAUUCAACCAAACAAAUCACUACAAAUUAGUAGCACAUAUUAAAUUUAUAGCUACCAAAAAAGAAAAUGAAGAAAAUAAAUCAAGUAAAAAUGGACACUACAAAGAGCUUUUCAGAGCUAGUGUUAGAGCUUGUAGCAUCAGCAGAUGAAGUGGCAUCUCUAGCAAAAGACUCGGAAAUCGAUACGGAACCGUUAAGUGAGUUUGCCAUUUAUAUAGAGAAGCUUUCACCGAUCCUAGAUACUCUAAGAGAAGAUAAGAUGAUCAUGGACACCCCUACUAUAAGGUCUGCUAUAGGGUCUUUAGAAGCCGAGCUUCAACGUGCUCGUAACUGUAUCGUUAACAAAAGUGUAUGCUUGAACGAGCAUCAUCGUUUCGAUGUGAUUCAAAAACUUACUCAUGAUCUUGGGAGGUCUUUAGGCCUUUUGUUAUUUGCUAGUAUUGGGGUAUCCUUAGACUUGAAGGACAAACUUGGAGUUCUGCAUAAGGAGAUGAUGAAUCAUUCUUAUUUUUGUUCUUCGAGUGAGAGUAUUACAGAUAAUGAGCAAGUUUGUUGUGACAAGGAAGAGUUAGUGAUCAUGGGAAUUGAAAGAGAGGAUGUUGCAUUACAGCUUAAAUAUGGGAAUGAUGAUGAGUUUAAGAAUUCUCUUUUGGGAUUAGAGAUUUUGAUUAGAGAUAAAAUCGUUGAUUGUGACUGGAUUACUGAUGAAGGGAUCAUCCUCAUUCUGUUUAAUCGAAUGGGUUCGACCAAAUGUAUAGAUAGAUUAGGUAUAAUCAAGGUGCUAAGAAGCAUUGCAUUUCAGAAUCAUCAAACCAAGGUAGAGAAAAUGGCAGACAUUAAUUCCCUUACAACAUUAGUGAAGUCACUGGCUAGAACAGAGAUGGAAAGAAGAGAAGCAGUUGGAUUGUUGAUGGAUCUCUGUGAGCUCUCUUCUGUUCGACGAAGGAUUGGAAGAAUCCAAGGGUGUAUUAUCAUGUUAGUGGCUAUACUGAAUGGGAAUGAUACACUUUCAUCAAAUGAUGCAGGAAAGUUGUUAGAUGCUCUUUCAUGUAAUACUCAAAAUGCUCUUCUUAUGGCUGAGGCUGGUUAUUUUCAUCCUUUGAUCCAACACCUUAAGGAAGGUUCAGAAAUGAGUAAAAUUCUAAUGGCAACUGCACUUUCAAGGAUGGUAUUGACAGAAAAAACUCGAGCCUUACUUGGAGAAGACGGUGCAAUUCAACCUUUAGUCAUCAUGUUUAAGACAGGAAAACUCGAAGGAAAGCUCUCGGCUUUAAAUGCUUUACAAAAUCUAUCCCUUUCAAACAAAAAUAUAUCAUACAUAGUUGAUUCCGGUAUCCUUCCUCCUCUGCUUCAGCUCCUUUUUUCUGUGACUUCCUCUCUGAUGAGCCUUCGGGAACCAGCAUCUGCUAUCCUUGGAACCUUAUCAUCCUCGGAUUCUAUCCUUGAGCAUAGAGAUCUUCCUAAUCAGCUUCUCUCACUUGUAAACUUGUCUAGUCCAAAUAUUAAGUGCAAUAUUCUUCUAGCUUUAAAUAGCAUUCUUUCUCAGCCAGGUGCUUCUGAAGUUAGAGCCAAAACAAUCCAAAAUGGUGUUAUGCAGCUUUUGCUUCCCCUCAUCAGUGAAACUGAUACCAAAAUUAGAAUGGCAGCCCUGAAUAUCCUAUAUACCAUAACGAAGAAUUUAUCCAUCGAAGAAACUUAUCUUCCAAACAUUGUGAAUAUCAUCUCGGCUUCAUCGUCAAAGGCUGAAAAGGCAGCUGCUGUUGGUUUGUUAAGUAACAUUCCAAUCUCAGAUAAAAAGGCAACAGAUUUACUCAAGAAGCUAAACCUGUUGCCUACAUUAGUCACACUUAUGGGUUGUAUGAACUCUUCCAAUUCAACCACCAUAACAAGGUGGUUAGAAGAAAGUGUUGCAGGUAUUUUUAUCAGGUUUACACUGCAUUCUGACAAGAAACUACAACUUUAUGCAGUAGAAAUGGGAGUUAUACCUAUUCUAGUGAAGUUGAUCUCAGAUGGGUCGAUCAAAGCCAAAUCUAGAGCUGCAACAUCGCUAACUCAGCUAUCAAAAAAUUCACUUACCUCUAAAAGUAGUAGGAAUUCCAGGUGGGGUUACUGUGUUCCUUCGCCUACUACAGAUGGAUUUUGUGAAAUCCACAGUAGGUUUUGCAGUGUCAAAGGAAAUUUUUGCUUAGUAAAAGCGGGUGCUAUUCCUCCUUUGUUCAGAGUUUUGGAAGGUGAUGAGAGAGAAGCUGAUGAGGCCGUGUUGGUUACAAUUACAAGUCUGUUGCAGGAUGAAAUUUGGGAAGAUGGCAGCAAUUUUAUAGCUAAAAUACCAGGUGCAGUGGAGGCUAUUAUUAGGAUGUUAGAAGUAGGAAGUUUAAAGGCUAAGGAAACGGCACUAUGGAUACUGGAGAGAAUACUUCGGAUUGAAAGUUAUAGAUCGGAGUAUGGAGGUUCAGCUCAACUGGUGCUGAUAGAUCUUGCUCACAAAGGGGAGCCUUCUUUGAAAUCUCUGCUGGCCAAGUUAUUGACGCAGCUUGAAUUGUUACAAGAACAAUCUAGCUACUUUUAAGCAUCAUCAAAUAUUUUUGGUCAUUAUUACUCACAUAUCAGUGUUCUUAUGUAUCAUUGUACGAACUAGUAGAUUACACGAAAUAUUAUUUACGAAGUAAUCUAUAAGCAUAAUGGGUGUAAAUAAUAUGCAUACAGUACGCAUCAUCACAAGAAAUAGUUGAUCAUGUAAAUCUUAGUUGUAUAUUGGUAAAUGAAACAACUUCGAGAGGUUUAAUACUUUAAUAGUGAUGUACCUAAACUUAAAUUUCAGUACAGUGUGUAUUAAACUCAUAA